CUGGGGGAGUCGGUUCCUCCCCAACCCGGCGGGAGCUGGCGCAUGCGCCCCACUUCCCUUGGCCCGGGGUAGCGCGCUGUCGGGGUGGGAGGACGAGGUUGAGCGGUCUCAGCUGCUCCUGUCCUGGUUCUAGGCUGCGCAUGGUUGGGGGAGGCAGGCAGGGCGGGGAGCAGAAAGCAGAGCAUUAGAUCGGGUAGGCUCACAAGCCCUGAAGACUCGAGGAAGUUCCUGAGGCUUUUUCAUGACGGGGCAUCAGCUGCCGGUCCUGCAAGCAGAUCCUUUUGUUGUCCAAACCAAGUGAGGCCACCUCGUUGCCCCAGUAUGGUUCUCCGGGUUUUUUUGGACCAUCUUCCUGGCUCUCGGGGACUGCUUCCUUUCUGGGAUUGGCGCUGUGAAGCUCCCCUUCCGCUCUGUGUUCAGCCCAGGGCGAGUUCUGUUCCAAGACAGAACUCUUUGAAUCCUUUGAUAUGCUGGUGCCUGCACUGUCCUUGCCUACAGACUGGGCCGGAUCUCUUUGAACUUCCAGCACCGAGAAGACUGAAACACUUGAUCAGCCUGCUCUAGGCCAGGAAUGUGAGCUUCCCUGUCCCUCCCCCUGCCCCAUAUUACUGUUGUGAGAAAGACCCAGGAGGUAAUCAAGCACUUCUAGCUCAGGAGCUGCUUGUCCCAGAGAGUGACUGUUAAUGAGGAGAUCCAGCACAGGAUCUGAUGUGUAAGCGACUUCUUUGGGACAUUUGCUUUGGCUUGUCUUUUUUUGAUUGCCAUCUCUCGAAAGAUGCCAAGAUCCAGAUUUACAAUGCGGUUGUCAUGCCCACUCUCCUGUACGGAUGUGAAACAUGGGUGACAGGGCUUUAGAUGACCUACCAUCAUCAUCUCAAGAGCCUGGCGAGGUAUUGCCAAUAAUACCUCUGGAAAAUCCUCUGCGUGAAAUGGGAGGAUCGGCACACAGGUGCUAGCAUCCUUGCUCUGCAGCCAGAGUUACCAUUGAGUAGGUGAUUCUCAAGCACCAACUUCCCUGGAUUGGGCAUUGUGUGUAAAUGCUUGACGCUUGACUCCCAAAGCAAGUGCUCUACUCCUAGCUUAGCUGUGGCUUGAGAUCUUGUGGUGGUCAGAGGAAAUGCUAUAAGGAUGCUUGAACACAUACCUGAAGGACAUAAAUGCUGACAUGCAGAGCUCCAGUGGUGCUGUAGCCUCAACCAGGUGGCAGCCCACUUUGAGGUAAAGCGUCUUGCCUUUGAAGCAGAGAAGAGAGAGCAGGGGAAGGAAAAAGAGAGAGAGCCUACUCUCCUCUAUGGAAACACCUGCAACUUCUGCGGCCAAAUCCAUGACUCGAGGACUGGACUGUUACUUCACCUCAAGACUCAUCAAUCAGGCAUGAUACAGAUCAUCCUUGAGUCAAGGGAUUGCUGAUGACAACAGGGCAGGAUGCAGAAAGCAGAGCAGCAGACUGGUGAGAAAUGACCACGCCUAACAAGACACCGCCUGGUGCUGAUCCCAAGCAGUUGGAAAGGACUGGAACAGUUCGGGAAAUAGGCUCGCAAGCUGUUUGGUCACUUUCAUCCUGUAAACCAGGUUUUGGAGUUGACCAAUUACGAGAUGAUAAUCUAGAAACAUACUGGCAGUCUGAUGGGUCACAGCCUCAUUUGGUGAACAUCCAAUUUAGAAGAAAAACAACAGUGAAGACAUUAUGUAUUUAUGCAGACUACAAAUCUGAUGAAAGCUACACUCCAAGCAAGAUCUCUGUCAGAGUAGGAAAUAAUUUUCAUAACCUUCAGGAGAUCCGGCAGCUUGAAUUAGUGGAACCAAGUGGCUGGAUUCAUGUUCCUUUAACUGAUUCUCAUAAGAAGCCUAUUCGCACCUUUAUGAUUCAGAUUGCUGUUUUAGCCAAUCACCAAAAUGGAAGAGACACUCACAUGAGACAAAUUAAAGUGUAUACCCCAGUGGAAGAGAGCUCCAUUGGAAAAUUUCCCAGAUGUACAACGAUUGAUUUCAUGAUGUAUCGUUCCAUAAGGUGAAUCUUCUUAUAAAGGAAUAAUAAAAGGGAAUUUUUGUUAUUGGUAUUAGGUUUCAAUUUUUUUCAUUAAAAGUCUCACAUUUUUUAUUUUUGUGUAAUUAUAUCUGUACAGUUACAUUUUUUGUAUAGUUUUUAAAUAAAGACUUUAAGAAUCUGCUUGAUAA
Alligator mississippiensis (American alligator) is the source of this 2178-nucleotide messenger RNA. It is a transcript of the gene ANAPC10, whose product is annotated as anaphase promoting complex subunit 10. The coding region runs from base 1458 to 2015 and encodes 185 amino acids. The record is from RefSeq and is a predicted model, not a curated record. Gene Ontology annotation, cellular component: anaphase-promoting complex. The transcript is spliced from 5 exons. Lineage: Eukaryota; Metazoa; Chordata; Crocodylia; Alligatoridae. Gene Ontology annotation, biological process: protein K11-linked ubiquitination; anaphase-promoting complex-dependent catabolic process.